AUGUUUAGACCUGUUGUUCGUUUAUCAGCCAGAAGAUUAUUCUCAAUCACCCCAAGAAGAAGCAACUUAGUUUCUGAUUUAUACAUCCAAGAAAUUAAGGCCUUCAAACCAAAGGCUCUUACUCAAGAAGAAAUCAACAGUGCUGUCAAGGCUUUCCAAUUACCAGCCAAGCCAGUUGCUCCACAAGCUGAAAUCUCCGCUGAAGCUGUUGACCAAUAUGAAGCCGCUGACGUUGAAACUGAAGUUCCAACUGGUGAACACGGUGAAGCUAUUGAAGAAGACUGGUUCGUCUUCGAAGAAGAAGAACCUCAUCAUUAA
Hemisphaericaspora subhashii is the source of this 318-nucleotide messenger RNA. RefSeq names its product F1F0 ATP synthase subunit h (gene ATP14). The record is from RefSeq and is a predicted model, not a curated record. Bases 1 to 318 code for a protein of 105 amino acids. NCBI's taxonomy places the organism in Eukaryota, Fungi, Ascomycota, Pichiomycetes, Serinales, Debaryomycetaceae. The transcript has 2 exons. Gene Ontology annotation, biological process: proton motive force-driven ATP synthesis.